Tupaia belangeri chinensis (Chinese tree shrew) is the source of this 1827-nucleotide messenger RNA. It is a transcript of the gene SERPINB11, whose product is annotated as serpin family B member 11. Bases 238 to 1416 code for a protein of 392 amino acids. The transcript has 8 exons. Gene Ontology annotation, molecular function: serine-type endopeptidase inhibitor activity. Gene Ontology annotation, biological process: negative regulation of endopeptidase activity. The record is from RefSeq and is a predicted model, not a curated record. NCBI's taxonomy places the organism in Eukaryota, Metazoa, Chordata, Mammalia, Scandentia, Tupaiidae.
GACUGUGUGCUCCUCCAGAAGGCACUGGUCACUCUCGAUGGCCUUUAGAAGAACUUCCUUCUCAGGGCUGUCCUUCCGCCCAGAAGGUAGGGAGCUGAAUCACUAAGGACACAAAGGGAGAGGGAGGUGCAAAAAGUGAAGGCUUUAUAUUUCCUUUUGAGGGACACUGUUCGGGUCUAACCUGCCAAACUGUCUACUGAGCCACUGGAAAGCACCAAAGGCAGUGCUUGCGUAAAAAUGGAUUCCCUCAGCACAGCAAAUGUUGAAUUUUGCCUUGAUGUAUUCAAAGAGCUGAACAGUAACAAUGUAGGAGAUAACAUCUUCUUUUCCCCGCUGAGUCUGCUUUAUGCUCUAAGUGUGCUCCUUCUCGGUGCCAGAGGACACAGUGCAGAACAAAUGGAAAAGGUGCUUCACUUCAAUAAUAUUGGAGAAUCAUUAACACCAGAAUUUAAGGACUCAUAUAAGUGCAGCCAAGCUGGAAGAAUUCAUUCUGAGUUUGGAGUCCUAUUCUCUCAAAUCAACCAGCUGGACUCUAACUACACGCUCAGCAUUGCAAACAGACUCUAUGGGACAAAGGCUAAGGCAUUCCAUCAGCAAUAUUUAAACUGUUCUGAGAAAUUGUAUCAAGCUGGGUUGGAAACUGUUGAUUUUGAACAGUCUGCAGAAGAAACAAGGAAAACUAUUAAUGCUUGGGUGGAAAGUAAAACUAAUGGAAAAGUCACAAACCUCUUCGAAAAGGGCACAAUUGAACCCUCUUCUGUCAUGGUCAUGGUGAAUGCCAUAUAUUUCAAAGGACAAUGGCAAAAUAAAUUUCAGGAAAGAGAGACAGUUAGAACUCCCUUUCAGUUAAAUGAGGAUAAAAGUGUAAUUGUGGAAAUGAUGCAUCAAACUGGGACGUUUAAAUUGGCCUUCAUAAAGGAACCACAGAUGCAAGUUCUUGAGCUACCCUAUGUUAACAACAAACUAAGCAUGAUUAUUCUGCUUCCAGUAGGCACAGCCAAUCUAGAACAGAUAGAAAAACAGCUGAAUGUGAGGACGUUUCAUGAGUGGACCAGUUCUUCUAACCUGGUGGAAAGAGAAGUUGAAGUCCACAUCCCCCGAUUCAAACUUGAAAUCAAGUAUGAGCUAAACUCCCUGUUAAAAUCCCUAGGGAUGACAGAUAUCUUUAAUGAGGGCAAAGCUGAUCUUUCUGGAAUAUCGCCUGCCAAGGGCCUGUAUUUGUCAAAGGUCAUCCACAAGUCAUAUGUGGAUGUCAAUGAAGAGGGCACUGAGGCAGCGGUGGCCACAGGGGACAUCAUUGCUGUCAAAAGACUCCCCUUCCGAGCUCAGUUCCUGGCGAAUCACCCAUUCCUGUUUUUUAUAAGGCACAUUCACACCAACGUGAUUCUCUUCUGUGGCAAGUUUGCCUCUCCAUAAACAGAUGAGGCUGAUCAAAGCUCAGAGUCACAAAGGUGGUCCAGGGACAAACUCCAUGGCCAAAAUGUGCAUCAUACCUUACUCACCUCUACUUCGGUUUGCUCCUUUGCAAAACAAGUAGAGGAUUUCUUACAACUUAAUCUGUGAGUUGGCUAACUUAAGUCUGUAUUAAUCAUGGAAGAAGGUACAUUUAUAUAAAAUUUUGCCUUUCUUGUCUUUGGGGCCUCAUAUGAAUGCUGUCUUGGUGACCUGAUUGAGUCAAUGAGGAAAAUUUUUAAAGGAUUAGAUUUUCUGUCUUGUAUAUAUCAGAAAGAGCUUGAAUAAGUGGCUGCUCUGCCUUCAGAAAACUGGCUUAAUUAAGGCUUCGACUUGGGUUGUAUUUUUAAGUAUAGUUUUUGGUGCAUGUGUAAA